AACAAAUUUAAAAAAAAAUUACAUGAAGACAUAACUAUUACACAAAUUUAAAUAUUACAACAACACUAAUAGUCAUGAAAGUUUGAUCCGGAACCGUCAAAAUUUCUAAAUAUUGUCCAAUUUUUUUUGUGUAACUGAAGAUGGUUGUUGUUGAUGAUGUCUUUUCGUACAAUUUUUCUUGUUCAUAUUGAAUAUAUUCACGAGUAUUAACAUCAUCGAUAAAAGUUAGUCUCUUAGAAAUUUUUUAUGUUUCUCUUUUACUUUCUUGUUCUAAUCUAAUGUAUUUACAAAUAUUAAUAUCACCCGAUUUCAAAAAUUUGUAUCUUUAAUCUACAAAUUAAAAUGAGGAGAGCCAUUUUUACUUUGAAAUGCACUAGUAUAUCAUAUAUGCAUUACAAAAAUCACUUUAUGGAAUAAUAUAGUAUUUUGCUUGAAUUUUAAUAUUAAUUAAGUUAUUUUGUUUAAAAUUAUAUAUUUUAAUAUAAUAUUUUAUUAAUUAACAUUGUUGUAAUAUGUUUAUAUAUGUGCUAGUUAUUUACAAAAUUUUUGUGAAUUCAAAUUAGUUAUGACAAAUAUAAGGACUAUAUUAUAAAAUUCAAAUAGUUUUGAAGUUGAGUUUGAAGUUUUGCUUUUAGAGAAAAACACCUUUAAAUUUCAAAUAUAGAGUUUUUGAAAAUUCAAAAUAGAGUUCCUGUUUGGAAAUGCUCUUAAUAACAAUCUAAGGUUUGUAUUGGUAUUGCCAUUAAGUGUUUGAUCACCAUUCACUUAGAACACUUCUAUAGAGGAGUUUUUAACAUGAAAUUUUUAAUACAUAUAUAAAUGAAAAUAUGUAUAAAUAAUGAUAAUAAAUUAUGUGUAUUUUGAAAUGAAAAUUUCAUACCAAUUUUUUUUAUCAGUUUGAUAUCUCCAAAUUAAUUAUUUAUGAUAUUUUAUUUAACACAUUUUUGAAAAAUUGUGUGAGAUAUCUUCAAUAAGAAUGCUUUCAAUGUUUAGCGUUUUUGCUAAACAAUCACUAAAUUUUUAAUUUUAAUUGGAUAUCAUGUCUAGUUGAUUAAUUUUUUACUGAACCAAACAUAACUCCAACCAAAACCAUAUAAACCGAAUCAGAAUGAUUUUGAUUUUUGACUAGAGUUUAGUUAUAGAAGCUGCGGUACAAAAACCAGUUCAACUAUUCGUAUGCUAGUCAAACAUGGAGCCUAGUGGAUAACUGAUUUUUUUUUCAGUUUAUUUUGUCAACAACGGUCUAAUCGAAGUAUCGAUUUUUAAUUUACGGCAGCCGCAGACAUCAUAAGUUUUUAUUUGUUUAGAGAACAGAAAAAUCAAAUGGUUUAUGGACAUUAUUCUAUCUUCGGUUAUGUUUUGUUAAUUCCUUGUAGACUAUUCUCAGUUUUGUUAAUUACUCGAGACAAGUGUUAGAUAGUCAAAGAAGACCAACAUAAAAGGUACAUAUAACAGAAAGGGAAAACAAGAACAUGAAAAAAAUGAAUGUUAUCGAUUUUUUAAAGCUUUAGUUUGUAUCUAUCGAUGUGCUCUUGUUCUCUUAUUAUUUCGUCGUGCUGUAAUAAUAGUAUCAUCUUCGGAGAUGGGCAAAAUACCGACGAAUGAGAUACACCAACGAUCUCACAAACCCAACCAUAUCAACGUGGCCCAAUUGAGCUGUGAAACUCAUGCGGGAGUGCAUAGCUUGCAGGAUUGAAAUCACCGAUCAUUUCUAAUAUUCUAAUGUUUGUGUUUGUCUUCAUAAAGAAAGUGAAUUUACACAAUAUUAUUGCUGGGCAUAAAAUCCGGACCCCGAGAUCUGAACCGAAUCCGAAAAAUCCGAUCCGUUAUUCGAUUUUAAAUGAAAAAUACUUUAAUGAAUUUUGUAGGAUAUUACAAAACAUAUUCGAACUUUAUUAACCAAACUCGAACGGAUAACCCAAAUAAUCUGAAAUUAAUAGUCAAUAUAAACAUAUAUAAGUAUUUCAAUUACUCAAUUAAAUGUUUAUUUUGACAUGAUACAUAAAAAAAAGUAUUAGAACUUAAAUAAAUACCUUAAAUACUCAAUUACUUACAAAUAAAUACUUCACAUUUUGCUUGUUGAAAUAACAAAUUUACUUUUUCUAUAAAGUAGUGCAUAUUGUUUAUAAAUGAUGUUUAUUCUCAUGUUUGAUUCAAAAUUUUAUUGUUAUUUUAUCAAUUAGAUGUGUGUUUGAUUAUUAUUUUUUCUAUUUAAAGUGUUUUUUUUAGGUUUUACUUUAAAAUUGUCUUUUAUUUUGGAAUAUAUCCAAACCGAACCGAUAUAAUCUGAAUCUAAACUAUAUAUGGUUAUUUUAUAGAGUAAGUUUCAGAUUCCUUAUUUUUUUACCUAAAAAUCAUAUCUAUUUCUGCAAUUUAUAUUUAGAAAAAAAAACUGGGAUGUAGAAAAUACUAUACCGAAUCAAGUGGUGGUAGUCUAGUGAUAAUCUUUUGGGGUUUAGCGUGUACCCACCUAGGUCAUGAGUUCGAUUCCACUUGAAAACUAAAUUAUCAUUACUUGGCCAAUAUGAAUUUGGAUUUUAGCCCAUAUGAUUAACAUGGUGAACCGAUCGACCCACCCCGACAUUAGUCGGAAAAUAUUCUAAACUCGGAUUAGAUAGUAUGAUAGCUAAGUGUGUUUCUUCCACGGCCGACCGGAGCCGAUAAAAUAUAUAAAAAAACUAAAUCGAGGUAAAAAAGUAAACUACAUCUCCUAUCACAGAAACGAAUAUUUAUCACACAUGAAGAUGAAGCCUAGGCUGCCCAGCCCUACAUAUAUAAACCUGACUCGAGUGCAGUCAUCAAACUAUCAGCCACGCUAAAAUAUAAUUCAAUGUCUACUUUGUGUAUUGGUUCAACUCAUAUUUAUCAUAAUGCUCUUAGGCUUUCACCCACUUCUCGAAGUCCUCGGCGUUUGGCAUGGACAUCAGUGACGACCAAAACGGUUACUGCUAUUGUUGACACUCUUCGAGGCUCAGCCAACUAUCAGCCUUCUCGUUGGGACCACGAAUUCCUUCUUUCGCUCGAGAAUAUAUAUGUGAGAGCAAAUAGUGUGAGAGAUAGAGAUUUUCUAAAAGAAAAGGUGAGGAAGGUGCUUGAUGAGACGGCGACUCCUCUUGAGCAAUUGGAGCUAGUCGACAAAUUACAGAGACUUGGGGUCUCAUAUCAUUUUGAGAGUAAGAUUGACAACAUUUUAACGGAUUUUUAUCGUAAUAAUGUAAGAGAAUGUGGCAAAGAAGAUUUACAUGCCACCGCACUCAAAUUUCGACUACUUAGAGAACAUAGUUUCAAUGUCACAGAAGGCUUAUUUGAUGUGUUCAUCAGCAAAAUAGAAGAUGGUACGUUCGAGAGUGGUGAUAUAAGAGGUCUCAUCUCUCUAUACGAAGCAUCGUAUCUUGCAACAAAAUUGGAUACUAAAUUGCAUAAAGUCAUUAGGGCUUAUGCAAACCAACAAUUAAGAAAAUUCAUAGAUAGUUCUGAUCAUAAUAUUUACGAUGUAAAUGUCCUUGAGCUGGCCGUUGAAGCACUAGAGAUGCCGUACCAUUGGAGAAUGAAAAGGCUAGAGACAAGACGGUACAUAGAUGCGUACAGUAAACAUGAUGUCUUGAUUGAAUUCGCCAAGAUCGACUUUAAUAUUGUACAAGCUGUUCAUCAAGAAGAACUCAAAUACCUCUCAUAUUCACAACAAAAUAGUAUAGGCAGUAAAUUCUUUCUUUUCUGCACUGUGUACAUGCAAAAUGCUUGGAUUUCAAUAUCAGCCCCAACUUCGUUAGUCCACUUUUACUGCGUCUUUUCCGACAAAAUCUCUAGUCAGGUCUUGGAGACUUUGUCCCGAUACCAACAACAUGUCGUCCGAUGCUCUGCAAUCGUGUUACGCCUAGCCAACGACCUUGGAACUUCGCCGGAUGAAUUGAAAAGAGGUGACGUUCUCAAAUCGGUCCAGUGUUACAUGAAUGAGACAGGAGCUUCGGAAGAAAAGUCACGUGCGUACGUGGAAGACAUGAUCAGCAACACAUGGAAUGAGAUGAAUAACGAGAUAAUUUCACAUGACUCAUCGUUACUUCCACGGGGUUUUGUGGAAGCUGCAAUAAAUCUAGCACGCUUGUCGCAAUGUAUGUAUCAAUACGGUGAUGGCCACGGCUCUCCGGAGAAAGCAAAGACUGUUGAUCGUAUCUUGUCUACAUUAGUUAAUCCCAUCCCCUUAGACUAGCUUACAUAUUGCAUUAAAAUUAUGUUUAGCAUGCGAAUGCACAUCCCUGUUAUUUUACCUUGACUUUCCACAUGGCCAAAACUAUUAACGAGCGCUUUCGUACACGAAAAUA
Messenger RNA from Brassica rapa (field mustard), 4319 nucleotides. RefSeq names its product beta-myrcene/(E)-beta-ocimene synthase 2, chloroplastic. Gene Ontology annotation, biological process: terpenoid biosynthetic process. NCBI's taxonomy places the organism in Eukaryota, Viridiplantae, Streptophyta, Magnoliopsida, Brassicales, Brassicaceae. Gene Ontology annotation, molecular function: terpene synthase activity; magnesium ion binding. The record is from RefSeq and is a predicted model, not a curated record.